Messenger RNA from Symbiodinium sp. CCMP2592, 1953 nucleotides. Lineage: Eukaryota; Dinophyceae; Suessiales; Symbiodiniaceae. The record is from the annotation of a GenBank genome assembly.
AUGUUCGGUACUUCUCGUGCCUGCCCCGAGAUUGACUUUGAGGAGGCGCUUCGAGUCAGCUGGCAACAGCUUCCGCGGCCUACGCACAAAUUGCCAUGGGAGCACGGUGCCGUGGGCUUCGCCUUGGGUAAAAUUAGUCUGGCUCGGCUCGUAUCACCCAGCGCGUCGUUGAGCUGGGAAAGGCCUGUGCCGGUGCCCGUGCCUUCUGCGGGCCUCGCUCCCACAAAAGUUGGCAGUCAACCUUGCAAGAAGCAACGUGUGACUAUUGCGUGUUUUCGUCGCUGUCAGAUGAGUGCACGGCCUGGGAAUGACGAUCAGGACGCCAGACGAAAAGCUGUCGUCUCGCAACGGGCGACCGUCUUGUUGGUGAAGCCCGAUGCAUCCUGGGUUGGGCGCACUGCUAUCGAGGAAGCUGUGGGUGGCCACGUCGCUUCGGCAAACCCUGGCGCCUUGUUCAAUGGCGCAUGCUGCAUUGUGGAGGACAUUACUGGCGUGAAGUCCACUGCCACAUUGCUAAAGCGCUUAGGCAGUGUCCGUAGGUUCAUGGCGUGGUGUCAAGUUUGCGGAGAAGCUCCAUUUCCCUAUGUCGAGUUCGUGCUGUGCGGCUACGUUCGCUAUCUACGUGAUGAGGAGGCUGCAGCCACAGCAGCGCAAUCCUUUGUUGAAGCUGUCAGGUUCUCAGCAGCGCUUUUUGGCAUCGAUGGAGGCUGUGGCGUCGUAAGCAAGCGAAUCAGCGGCAUAGCGGCAACGCUUGCUACAAAGAGCGGACCCAUUAAACAGGCGCCGCCCUUGACUGCUGCACAUGUCCGCGCAUUGGAACAAGCUGCUGUGCAAGCAGCCAGCCCUCAGGAUCGGCUUUGGGCAGGAUCGCUUCUGAUCUUGUUGUACGCGCGAUGUCGUUUUGGUGAUGGUCAACGUGCCACGUCAUGGGUCGUGGAUAUGGUGCCUGCUUCCUCGUCUGAAGGCUUCAUCGAGUUGACCGUGCGACACUUCAAGACGGCCACCAGCGUGAAGAAGAAAAGACAGCUUCUGCCAGUGGUCGCCCCCAUGGUCUCGCUGACUGGACUUGGAUGGUUCGAGGCUUGGCUUGCCGUGCGCGCUGAGUUGGGACUUCCUCGUGAUGGAUCUUUGGCCGUGCCGCUACUCCCCUGCUUCAGCGCGGGUGGUCUGCCCACUGCCUCUGGCUUGACCUCCACUGAAGGUGGCGCCGUGCUGCGUGCCUUGCUGGAAGUCGGUGACGAGAGUCAGCCUCGCUAUACGUCGCAUUCCUUAAAGGCGACCUUGUUGUCCUGGGCUGCCAAGUAUGGAAUAGAUUUGGCCUCUCGAAGGCUUCUGGGAUACCACCUGGAUCCUUCAGCCUGUUCGGCUGAGACCUACGCGAGAGACGCUUUAGCAGCACCGUUGCGCCUGCUCGUGCGCAUGCUGGAUGAUGUGCGUGAGGGGCGAUUUGACCCAGAUGCCACGCGCAGUGGCAUGAUAUCUGCGCUACCACGGCGCCAGUCCAGCCCGAGCAGGCCAAGCAUGCGCAGAUACCUUCUACAAGUAAGGAGCCCCGUGCAGCUGUUGACACAUCAGACCGUUUCGACGCAGAUGGAGCGCACGAUGGCGAAACUGAGUCUGAGCACUGAGCACAGUGAUCAAGAAAGCGACUGCAGCUCUGGAUCGGAUAGUGAUUUCGAGCCCCUGGAUGAUGAGGCAUCCUUGCUGCGUUUGGUUUCGCCACAGUUGCGUCCAAGGUUCCUUCGAGCGGCUCCUGGGCGUGUUGUGUAUCGACACGACUAUUCCGGCAUCUACCACAUUGGCCGGGAUGGCUCUGAUCGUCUAGAGUGCGGCAGGCGCAUUAGUGACAGGUUUGUUCAGGAGAUGUGCGUGGUGGCUUCCUCUGUAAAGUGCAAGACGUGUUUCUUGGAGACGCGGGAGUGUGUCGUAGCGAUGGCGCCCGACUCUGAAUGA